AUUUAUAUAUAUAUAGAGAGAGAAAGAUAAAAGAAAUUUUCAUCAAUUCUCAUCUUUAAUAUAGUGCUUAAUUUGUGUGCUACUACAGAAUAUUAUUAACAAGGAUGGGAGAGGGUUCUUCUAUGGAGAAGAAGAAGAUUGCAUGGCCUAAAGAUAUUGAUUUCAUUGAUUUGGUUCUCAAAUGGUCUAUCAAAGAUAUUUUUGAUGAGACUUUGUAUCAAUUUCAGGUGGAGAAGAUUCCUGAAUCAUUUGAUUCAGUGGAUCAUUACUUGAGUUCUUUCUUCUUUCCCUUACUCGAAGAAACGCGAGCGUAUAUUGCUGCUUCCUUGAAAGACAUAGUCAAAUCACCAUUUGCUGAAUUAAUAUCCUUUGAUGAAGUAAAGCCAAAUGGAUCAUUGGUUUUUGAUGUUGAGGUUGACUAUUGGAGGAACAGAUGUUGUGAUGGUUGGAUUCCUUAUAGGACAUCACCGGGAGAUAUUGUUGUUAUCUCGAAUGUUAAACCUGAAUCUGCAGAUGACCUGCAGCAAUCGGGAUAUUGGACAUUUGCAUCUGUUACUGAGGUCUAUGAGAAUGAUGCAUUGGUUAAUUUUAAAGUCAGAGUUCCUCCAGGUAGUGGAACUGUUAAGGGAAUGCGACGAUCAUGCCACGUAGUGUUUUUGGUGAAUGUAAUGCCGAAUAAGAGAGUAUGGAACACGUUGCGUGUGAGAGGGAAUUUGAAUAUGAUUGAGAAAGUCCUGUGCCCCGUGCAUGAGAUCGAACAGAAAUGUGAUGUUUGUUCAGAAUAUGAUGCACCUGUUGGAGAAGUUACGUCUAGCCUGUUGUCCAAGUUGAACGAUUCCCAGGCUAAUGCAAUCUUUACAUCUCUAGCCACAGUGAGAUGUCACCACAAGGCUUCCGUUGAACUUAUCUGUGGUCCACCUGGUACUGGAAAGACUAGGACAUUAAGUGUAAUGCUUGUUGCGCUGCUGCAUAUCAAGUGUAGAACCGUUACUUGUGCCCCGACAGAUGUAGCAACAGCCCACGUUGCUUCGCAGUUGGUUAAACUGAUCCGGGAGUCAUCUAAGAAUGAAUUUGAUGGCUUUUGUCCUUUGGGUGAUAUUCUCUUGUUUGGGAAUAAGAACUGUGAGGAUGGUGAAUAUAUCACGGAGAUUUCCCUUGAUUAUCGUGUUGACAGGCUGGCAGAGUGCCUUGCACCAACGACUGGUUGGAAUGACUGUUUAAGUUAUAUGAUUAGUUUUCUGGCGGAACUCGGUGAGCAAGAGGUUGAUUUUUCCCCAGCUCGGUUUACUUCGACAGCUUCAUCUCUCCGAAGAUGCAUGCUUAUGAUCUGUACACAUGUACCUAUACAGUUUCUUCGAAAAGAAAAUGUUGACAGAAUGGUGGACGCUCUCUCCUUGCUCUAUUCUCUCGAGAGGAUGCUCUUUUCUCGUCAGCAACCAUUUGUACCGUCUUUAGUUAUCCGGUCCCUUGUUCUUCUGAAAGAUCUUCAGCAAUCUCUCCGGACACUGCAUUUUCCUAGUGCAACUAGUAAGGAUCUGAUAAUGGAGUUCUGUAUCCAAACGGCUUCCUCGGUGUUCUGCACUACUUCUACUUCAUAUAAGCUACAUUCUGUGGAAUCGAAGCCGUUUGACUUAUUGGUUGUAGAUGAUGCCGAACAGUUGAAGGAGUAUGAAGCAGUUAUACCCCUUCAACUUCGAGGUUUGAGGCAUGUAGUUCUAGCUGGAGAUGAGUUCCACCUGCCAGCAAUAGUUAAGAGUAGAAUUUCUCGUGAAGCUGGCUUCGGAAGAAGCUUGUUCAAAAGACUCGGUUCAUUUGGUCAUGUUAAGCACCUGCUUAACAUACAGUACAGGAUGCAUCCUUCAAUAAGCCGGUUCCCAAAUUCAAUUUUUUAUCGUAGGCAAAAACUUGAUGCAGCGGAUGUAAAGAGUAAAGCCUAUGAGAAAAUAUAUCUUACAGGACUGUCUUUUGGCCCGUACGCCUUUAUAAAUGUACCGUGGGGAGAAGAAGAGCUGGAUAAUCUUGGACACAGGCGAAAUUUGGUUGAGGUUGCGUUGGUAAUUCAAAUAGUCCAGAGCUUGUUCAAAGCUUGGAGUACCUCCAAGAAGAAACUUCGUAUUGGUGUUAUUUCACCGUAUGCUGCUCAAGUUUUGGCCAUACAAGAUAGACUUGGGCAGAAGUAUAAUAAUCAUGCAUAUUUCGAAGUUAACGUGAAGACAAUUGACGGAUUUCAGGGAGGGGAAGAAGAUAUUGUUAUAAUAUCUACCGUGAGAUCUAAUCAUGCUGGAUCCAUUGGCUUCUUGUCUAGUCUUCAUUGGACUAAUGUUGCUUUGACCAGGGCUCGACACUGUCUCUGGAUAUUGGGCAAUGAGAAAACGUUGCUGAACAGCAACUCCAUCUGGGAAGCACUAGUUCUCGAUGCCAAAGAUCGUCAGUGCUUCUUUCAUGCAGACGAAGAUACAGAUAUGAGAAAAACAAUAUUAGAUGUCAAGAAGGAACUGGAUCAAUUGGAUGAUUUUCUAAAUGAGGAUAGUAUUCUUUUCAAAGAACAAAAAUGGAAGGUAGUGUUCAGCGAGAAUUUUAGAAAAUCAUUUGGAAAGUUGACGUCUUCGUGCUUGAGAAAGUAUGUGUUAACUCUUCUGGUUAAGCUCGCAAGUGGAUGGCGCCCGAAGAGGAAGAAUGUGGACUUAGUUUGUGAAAAGUCGUCUCAUGUGGUAAAGAAGUUCAAAGUGGUGGAAGGGCGAUAUAUCGUUUGUACUGUUGAUAUUCAGAAAGAGUUCUUUUAUACACAAGUACUAAAGGUUUGGGAUAUUUUGCCUUUAGAGGAGUUUCCUGGAUUUUUGAGACGACUCGAUGCAAUAUGUUUGAUGUACACUAAGGACUUCAUCAACCUCUGUAAUGAGAAGUAUUUUGUAGGGGAUUUGGAAGUCCCAAUGUGUUGGGGGAUCCAUCGUGAGAUUAUUAAGUAUGAAAAGGAUACUGAGAGCAAAUUGAACCGUGACUCGUAUGGUGCAUAUGUUGAAAAAUCAAAAGUGAGUGAAAGCUUUUUGUUAAUGAAGUUUUACUCGUUAUCAUCUGGUGUUAUCACACAUUUUCUCUCCAAUCGCCAUGGUGAAGAAAUAGAUGUCCCUUUUGAAGUAACUAAUGAAGAAAAGGAGAUAAUCCUUUUCAGUAAAAGCAGUUUCAUACUUGGGCGCUCAGGCACCGGGAAAACUACUGUGCUGACAAUGAAGCUGUUCCAAAAAGAGCAACAACACCAUUGUGCUGUUCAUGGGUUUAACGUAGCGGAGGAAGCAAGAAUUGGAUUAUAUGAGGAAAAUGAAGAGAGUCAACAUAUUGGAGAGACUCGAAAGACUACCUUGCACCAGCUAUUUGUGACAGUUAGUCCUAAACUAUGUUACGCGGUCAACAAACAAGUUUCUCAGCUGAAAAGGUUUGCUUUUGGUGGAAGUUUCUAUGCAGAAAGCAGCUUCGAAGCUGAUGAUGUGGAUGGAAAGAUGCAGUUUAGGGACAUACCGAAUUCCUUUAUUGCCAUUCCAUACAGCAAAUACCCUCUUGUGAUAACAUUUCAUAAAUUCUUAAUGAUGCUUGAUGGGACAGUAGGUUCUUCGUACUUUGAUACGUUUAAUUUGGAGUGGAAAGUUUCCAAGGACAGAAGCUUGAGGUCAAUUGUCAUCGAAACAUUCAUCAGAGACAAGGAAAUCAAUUAUGACCGUUUUUGUUGCUUGUAUUGGCCUCACUUCAAACGUCAAUUGACGAUGAAUCUUGAUCCUUCAAGGGUCUUUACUGAAAUAAUGUCUCAUAUAAAAGGUGGGCUACUUGCUCGGGAUGGGAAGCUUAGCAGAGACGCUUAUGUUUCUAUGUCUAAAAGUCGUGUCUCAAAUUUAAGCUCAGAAAAGAGAGAGGGAAUAUAUGAUAUUUUCCAAGCUUACGAAAAGAAGAAGAUGGAGCGUGGUGAAUUUGAUAUAUCUGAUUUAGUUAAUGAUAUUCAUGUUCGACUAAAACAACAUCGUUUGGAUGGCGACAAAAUGGACUUUGUAUACAUUGAUGAAGUUCAAGAUCUGACAAUGAGGCAACUUUCUCUUUUCAAAUAUAUUUGUAGAAAUGUGGAUGAAGGGUUUGUUUUCUCGGGGGAUACCGCCCAGACCAUUGCAAAGGGAGUUGAUUUCCGGUUUGAGGAUAUAAGAAAUUUAUUCUACACUGAGUUUGUCGUGGACUCGAAGAGUGGCGCUAGAAGAAAAGAUAAAGGACAUUUAUCAUGUGUUUUUCAGUUGCUUCAGAACUUCCGUACACAUUCCGGUGUACUCAAACUUGCUCAGAGUGUGAUCAAUCUACUCAGUCAUUAUUUCCCUCAAUCUGUAGAUGUCUUAAAAUCUGAGACAAGUCUUAUAGAUGGUGCAGCUCCAGUGUUGCUCGAGCCCGGAGAUGGUGAAAAUGCUAUUGUAACUCUUUUUGGGAACAAGGGAAAUAAAAGUGGCAAAAUAGUAGGCUUUGGUGCGGAACAAGUAAUAUUAGUACGUGAUAAAUCCGCAAAGAAAGAAAUCUAUGGUUUAGUUGGGCAGAAAGCUCUUAUUCUGACCAUAGUUGAAUGCAAAGGGCUCGAAUUUGAGGAUGUACUCCUGUACAAUUUUUUUAGCUCAUCGCCACUCGGAAAUCAAUGGAGAGUUGUGUAUGAGUAUAUGAAAGAACACAGUUUAGCCUAUUUGUCCUUCCCAAGUUUCUGUGAUGCAAAACAUAAUAUCUUGUGUUCUGAAUUGAAGCAACUUUACGUGGCUAUUACUCGAACGAGGCAAAGAUUGUGGAUAUGUGAGAGUGUAGAUAAGUUUUCCAGGCCUAUGUUUGACUACUGGAAAAUGUUGUCUCUUGUGGAAGCAAAGAAUGUACAUUCAGUCACAGAUACUAUGCAAACUUUUAGCACUCCGGAGGAGUGGAAAUCGAGGGGAAUGAAGCUAUUUUGGGAGAAAAAUUAUGAGAUGGCACUUAUGUGUUUCAAGCAAGCGGGUGAAACGGGGUGGGAGAAAAGGACAAAGGCAGCUGUUUUCAUGGAAACUGCUGAACAAAUUCGUUAUUCAGAUCCCGAAAAGGCUCGUACCUGUCUUCUGGAGGCUGCUGAAAUAUUUUACUCUAUUGGCAGGUUUGAGUCUGCAGCGGAGUGUUUUUAUGACUCAAAAGAUUAUAGACAAGCAGGAAGUAUUUACUUGGACAAGUGUGGUGAACUAAUAAAGGCUGCUGAAUGUUUUACACUGGCUGGUCGCUUUAAGAAGGCAGCAGAGAUUUAUGCAAAAGGAAAUUAUUUCACAGAGUGUCUUUCAGUUUGUACCAAAGGAAAAUUUUAUGACUUAGGUCUGAAAUAUAUCGAUUCCUGGAAGCAAAACGCUUGUCAGCGUGAUAAUGUUGGGAAAAGUGCUGAUGGAAUUGAUGAAAUCAGGAAGGAGUUCUUGGAGAGUUGUGCAUCUAGCUCUUUUGUGCUUAAGGACAAAGAAUCUAUGAUGAAAUUUGUCAGAAUUUUCCCAUCGAUGGACUUGAAGCGCAAAUUCCUUAUGUCUCGAAAGUGCCUCGAUGAGUUGCUACUUUUAGAAGAAGAAUCAGGAAACAUUGCUGAAGCAGUAAAAAUCGCACAACUGAUUGGAAAUAUACUUUGUGAAGUUGAUCUUCUCGGGAAGAGAGGGGAUUUCGAUAAGGCUUGUUCACUCGUCCUUUUGUAUGUUCUCUCUUACUCCUUAUGGAUGGUUGGAAGCAAAGGUUGGCCUUUGAAAUCGUUCGUGCAAAAGGAGGAACUUUUACAGAAGGCGAUGACAUUCGCGAGGCAGGGAUCAAAUUUUGAAACCGUGUGCAUUGAGAUCAAGGUUUUAUCGAAUGAGUCGGGUGAUUGGUCUGACUUGAAGCAUAAUUUCAUUGCCUCUAAGAAAUGUAAAAGUUUCCUAGGUGAAAUUUUGUGCUGUAGAAAGAUCUUGGAUUUUCAUUUUCAAAAUGACGUAACAAAGUAUGUUUGGGAUGAUAAGUUAUUGGGUGCUCUAAAUGGUUCAGAAGAACUGAUUCUAAGCUACCCGGUUAGUGUUGGGACACUGCUUCACUUUUGGAAUUCAUGGAAGAAGAAUGUCGUUGACGUUCUUGAUUCUCUCGAGUGCCUUGGAGACGUUGAUUUUGGUGAAUUGAACGGAGUAGGCGAAUUCUGUUUAAAUUACUUUGGUGUUAGGCAGCAGUUGAAUGGUCUCAACGGUAAGUAUGUUCUGCUGCAUCCAGCAGCUGAAUGGGUGAAAAAUGUUCAGAACAUUGUCAUAAGACGGAACAAACAACUGGUAUUUGUUGAUGCUCAGCAUUUUAUCUCUGCUGUUCGUACUCAUUGGCAUACAGCAUUACUCGUAGUCGGUCUGAAGGUUCUCGAAACUCUUGCAUCCCUCUAUGAGUUGGCUGUAAAGUCGAUGCCUUUGUUUUGUCAAAGCAUGUGCCUACUAAAUGUAUACGAGAUUGCAGAAUUUUUAAGUGAGUCCAAACUUCAUGUCUUGAACAGUUUUGAGUUGAGAAUACAGAAUGUUCUGAUACUCAUGUCGACAAAGUACUUUGAAAAGGUAUUCCCCCUCGAUUCUCAACAGUCAAUGGUGGGACGCAUGAUUUAUCUAAGGAGAACAAGGCUUUCUUGUGACUUGCUUCAAGAAUGUAUUGUUCAGGAUAUAUGCACUAGUGAUCCUCUUAGCUAUGGACAGAUCGGUAGGAUGGUGGUCGUGUGCCUUGCUUGGGGAAAACUUCCCGAGGAGCUGUACAAGAAAAUUGUUGGAAGAAUCCCAUCAGAUGUUCCUUGGAAGUCGAUCAUUGAAAUUCUCUGUUGCAUGAAACAGAGAGAAUGUUGGGAAGAUUUUGAUCAGUCAGGUGAUUCUGUUGGAGGCCAAUCAUUGGAACUUCAAGAAGUUCUAUCGAGCAACGGUAAUCUUGAAUGUUCUGAGUUAUUGCUGAAAUAUUGUGAAGUUUUGCAGGAUACGUUUAGUGCGAAUUGGAAGAAAAAAGACGAGAAUUGGAUGAAAAUUGGAGACUGUUUAUCCCCUGUCUGCUUCUUAUAUCUUCUCGAGCAUCUCCUGUUUUUUGUAUCUCAGUAUCGUGGAAUCUUCUUCACGAUUAAAUCUUCCUUUGUGGAAUGGCUGAUAUCGGAGCAGUUUGAAUCCCGACCAACUUCCAGGAAUGAUGCUAACACAUCUGUUUUGGAUGAAUUUUAUGAUUCCAUUGUUGUGAUGGUACAACAACUCAUUUAUGACAAAGCUUGUACAGUUGAGUGGAUUGCACGAUCAAAAAUCAAUGUUGAUCUGUACUAUAAGCAAAUGAUCUUGAGAUUGGUGCUUAUCAUGUGCUUACUGUGUGUGAACUGUGAGAAAUACUAUGAUGUUCUUUUCAAAGUGCUCAGUAUCGAUGAUGUUAGGAAUCAGCUUGCGGAGGAACUUUAUGACAUUCUUCAACGAGGAACAGAGAACAACUACAUUCAGAUCAAUGAUUUUGGAGAAGCUUUUCAAAAAGGCGGAGAUCCACUUUUGGUUGUUAACCUUGGUGAGAUUGUUCAGGGAGUUGAGUAUUCCAACAUUGUCUCUGUGCAGUUGGGAGCAGACUGCAGCAGAGAAGAUAUCUUGAGUUUGUUGCUUCCCGCUGAAACAGACAAUUCAAUAGAUCAAACAAUCACUGUUCCAGAAGUCAUUUCUUGAGCGAAUUUUUCCUCACAUUGUGGUGAUCAGCCAAAGAUUUCGAUCGUUACUCCUGUGUCAGAUCAGUACGUGCAAAUGAAUUGGGCUGUGUUUCAGGAAAUAUCAGACGUCUUGAAGUCUAGUGGCAGCGAUGACAGUGUAAUUUCUGCAAGUGUCUCGACUGUUAAUUUGAAGGAGGAAGUGAAUUUUUAUGUAAACUUCUUAACCACUGCAAUUAAUCUGUGCUCAGAGAAGAAACUUUAUGUUGCCGAGGACACGAUGGAGGAAACAAGUAAUAUGCUUCAGGAGCUGAUACAACUCCAUUCAUUGAUGAAUACGAGUACUCUGGAAAAGGAAAAUAUUGAACAAUUGCUAAAGAGCUUGUUGUCAAGAAAGCCCAAGCUAGAAGUUUUCUUGCCCAAGGAUAUAACCGUCGUGUUAGAGAACCAAUGCACGGAGAAACAUGAUGUAUCGUGUGAUGAAGUUGCCACAAUUGAUCUUCUUCCGUCUACUAGUACUUCCGAGACCCGAGGUGGUUACCAGGCCGAAAGGAAGCUUGGGAAAGGGAAGAGGAAAUCUAAGAAAUCAAAACGAAAUAGGAAGAAAUAAACAAACAUGCCAAAACCACAGGAUAAGAGUGAGUAUAUGAUAUGGUUCUGCUACUAUACUUUUUGUGCUUUUUUUGUUUGUGAGUAGGUUCUUUCCUAGAACCUGCUAAUGCGGUAUGGUUUGAAUAAACAAACAUGUCAAAACCAUAUGAUAAGAGUGAGUAUGAUGAGGCUUGCUACUAUUUUGUA
Messenger RNA from Solanum dulcamara, 8458 nucleotides. RefSeq lists its product as uncharacterized. Gene Ontology annotation, molecular function: helicase activity; ATP binding; protein binding. The record is from RefSeq and is a predicted model, not a curated record. The transcript is spliced from 15 exons. Bases 105 to 7682 code for a protein of 2525 amino acids. NCBI's taxonomy places the organism in Eukaryota, Viridiplantae, Streptophyta, Magnoliopsida, Solanales, Solanaceae.